CUCAGCAGCUCUCUGCUCCCUCCUCUGCAGGUCUCUCCUUGGGUGACAGUAUUGCAUCGAUCAGCUGUGCUGCAAUUACAGCUGCGAAGAGCCGCCGAGGCCACAGAGAGACUAUAACCAUCCGGACUGCGGGGCUGCAUCUGCGAACAUGUCUCCUCAGGCAGAGUUUGAGAAGAUAGCAGAGGAUGUGAAGAAGGUGAAGACGAGGCCUACGGACGAGGAGCUGCUGGACCUGUAUGGCCUUUAUAAGCAGGCGAUGGUUGGAGACAUUAACACUGACAGACCAGGAAUGGUGGACUUAAAAGGAAAAGCCAAAUGGGACGCCUGGAACUCCAGGAAAGGAAUGUCCAAGGAUGAUGCCAUGUCAGCCUACAUUACGCUUGGAAAGGAAAUCAUCAGCAAAUAUGGCAUGUAAGGGUUGCAAUGAACUGAAGAGGCUGAAUUAAUGCAAUAAAACGACAACAGUCGUGACUCAGUUACUAAAACAAUGCUGCUGUCUAUAUAACAAGUAGCCUUCUGCUUUCAGAGGCCAUAAUUAUGCAGGAUCAUAAUGAACAUUUCACCUUUUACAGUUAAAAUAUCACAUUUGCUGAUUUAUGUCAUUCAUUCAUAAUCCACAUGUACACAGCAAUAAAAGUGAUAUGUAGCUCGAAUCUUAAUGAAAACCGGACAAACUAAAUGUUGUCAAAUGUGAACACAUUUUGAAAAUAAAACCUCUUUCUGAACAGUU
Molecule: messenger RNA, 730 nt
Organism: Dicentrarchus labrax (European seabass)
Lineage: Eukaryota; Metazoa; Chordata; Actinopteri; Moronidae
Gene: acbd7
Product: acyl-CoA binding domain containing 7
Exons: 4
Coding region: 149-415 (88 amino acids)
Biological process (GO): fatty acid metabolic process
Molecular function (GO): fatty-acyl-CoA binding
Source: RefSeq, a predicted model, not a curated record